UUCUUCAAUCCAGUAAAUUAAACAUACAGCUUAAAAAUGAGUAAAGCCGAAGCUUCUAGACAGGGUGCUUACAAAAGCAACUCCAUUAACACCAGUGAAUCGCGUUUACGUCGUCAUGAGGUCACCGUGGAGUUACGUAAAUCCAAAAAGGAAGAUCAAAUGUUUAAACGCCGUAACAUCAAUGAAGAAGAUAUCACCUCACCGCUCAAGGAAUCAAAUGGCCAAUCUCCAGUACAAAUGACAGUGGAUGAAAUUGUUGCCGCCAUGCAAAGCACUGAUCCAGAGAGACAAUUUGCUGGUAUGCAAGCUGCUCGUAAAAUGUUAUCACGCGAACGUAAUCCACCCAUUGACUUGAUGAUUGGUCAUGGCAUUGUACCAAUUUGUAUACGUUUCCUGCAGAAUUUUGAUAAUCCCCUCUUACAAUUCGAAGCCGCCUGGGCUCUGACCAACAUUGCCUCGGGUACCUCCGAACAAACACGCUGUGUUAUUGAAAAUAAUGCUGUACCACAUUUUAUUGCCCUGUUGCAAUCGGAAAAUAUCAAUUUGGCCGAACAAGCCGUUUGGGCAUUGGGUAAUAUUGCUGGUGAUGGAGCUGCAGCACGUGAUAUUGUCAUUCAACACAAGUGUAUUGAUGGUGUUUUAAAUAUGGUCGAUUUACGUAAAGAUAUACCGAUUUCAUUUUUACGCAAUAAUGUUUGGUUAAUGUCGAACUUGUGUCGUAACAAAAAUCCCUCACCACCAUUUGAGGAAAUCAAACGUUUAUUGCCGGUGUUGUCGCAUUUGUUGUGCGGCACAGAUAUUCAGGUUUUGGCCGAUGCCUGUUGGGCAUUGUCAUAUGUGACCGAUGAUGAAAAUCAUAAAAUCCAAGCGGUUGUUGAUACGGGCGCUGUACCACGUCUGGUCGCCCUAUUGGGCACGGAUGAGCCGGCCAUUAUUGUCCCAGCAUUGCGUAGUGUGGGUAAUAUUGUUACUGGAACAGAUCAACAGACUGAUGCUGUAAUUGCUGCUGGCGGUUUACCUAAGUUGGGUCUUUUAUUGCAACAUUCCAAAAAUAAUAUUGUCAAAGAAGCCGCCUGGACUAUCAGUAACAUAACAGCCGGAAAUCAAAAACAAAUUCAAGCUGUUAUUGAUGCGGACAUAUUCGCUCAAAUACGUAAAGUCUUGGAGAAGGGCGAUUUCAAAUCACAAAAGGAAGCCGCUUGGGCUGUUACAAACACAACUACCAGUGGCACACCCGAACAGAUAAUCGACUUAAUUGAGAAAUAUCAAAUUUUAAAACCAUUCUGUGAUUUACUUGACGCCAAGGAUCCCCGCACCAUUAAAGUGGUUCUAACAGGUCUAUCGAAUCUCUUUGCCUUGGCCGAGAAAUUGGGUGGCACCGAGAAUCUCUGCCUAAUGGUUGAGGAGAUGGGUGGCCUCGAUAAAUUGGAAAAUUUGCAACAGCAUGAAAACGAAGAAGUCUAUAAGAAAGCCUAUGCCAUUAUUGAUGCCUACUUUAGCAAUGGUGAUGGUGCUGAAUCGGAAUUGGCACCACAGGAAGUAAAUGGUGCGCUAGAAUUCAAUGCUGCCCAAUCGAAGGCACCUGAGGGUGGUUUUACAUUCUAAGAAAAU
Messenger RNA from Musca vetustissima, 1611 nucleotides. RefSeq names its product importin subunit alpha (gene Pen). The record is from RefSeq and is a predicted model, not a curated record. The transcript is spliced from 5 exons. Gene Ontology annotation, cellular component: cytoplasm; nucleus. Gene Ontology annotation, biological process: NLS-bearing protein import into nucleus. Bases 37 to 1605 code for a protein of 522 amino acids. Gene Ontology annotation, molecular function: nuclear import signal receptor activity; protein binding. Lineage: Eukaryota; Metazoa; Arthropoda; Insecta; Diptera; Muscidae.